This is a messenger RNA of Eutrema salsugineum, 2338 nucleotides long. Its product is annotated as telomere repeat-binding protein 1. The coding region runs from base 394 to 2130 and encodes 578 amino acids. NCBI's taxonomy places the organism in Eukaryota, Viridiplantae, Streptophyta, Magnoliopsida, Brassicales, Brassicaceae. Gene Ontology annotation, molecular function: protein binding. The transcript is spliced from 10 exons. The record is from RefSeq and is a predicted model, not a curated record.
UUUUGUUUUUGGGCGUUUCGGAGAGAGAGAGAGAAAAGAGAUUGAUUUUGCUUGUGGUGAGAGAAGAUCGCAUCGUGUGGGUAGCGUUUCAAACAAGUAAAAAAAAAAGUUUCUGUCACUUUCUCGGGAAAACGCAUGUGUUAAGAAGGAAAAUUUGUGAGAAGAGGUUUUGGUGUGAGCCAUUCUUUUUUGCGUUUGUUUUUUUUCUUUCCGAUCUCGCAAUUACCGGUUUAUUCGCCGGGAAAUUUACCGUAAUUUAUUUCUUUUGAGGGGAUAAUCGUCUAGAAACUGAAGAUUGGGGGUUAUAAAGCUUGCGAGUUACUUUACAGGAGCCAUUGAAACAAAAGCUUAUUUCGUGUGGCAAUCACAUUAUCGUGUUAUGCAUUCUGAGAAAUGGUGUCGCACAAGUGUGUAGAAGAAUUUGAAUACAAAGGCUACCAGUUACCUCCCAAUGCAAGAGCACCAAGAUCAGCGCGGAAGAGGCGCAGCUUCGAGAAGAAGAUAAGUGAAGAUGACCAAAUGUGUGCCAUUGAUUUAUUGGCCACCGUAGCUCAAAACAUGCUGUUUGAGAACGAAGGUUCUCUCAUGUCUAUCGACAAACCGGUUAAUGGGAUCGAAGAUGAUCGUGUCGUUACACGAACCAGUGUAAAGGAGGAAAUCUCGAUGGAAGAAAAACCCUUAAACCCAGUAACUUUGCCCGUGGACAAUCCUUAUCAUGGAUCAAUGAGCACUUUCGGAUUCAGCUCUGUGAUAAAUGGCAAAGUAGAGAAUGAGGCAGAGGGUUUUAGCAACUCUGGUGGUAGUGAUUCUUGUCAAGUCGAGAACUUUGGUGAGGAUUUAAAACCGGGUAUAGAUGGCGAUGCAGUAGUUCUGGACGCGAGACCUAAUGUCGUAGUUAGUUUAGGUAGUAGUAGUAGAACCAAAGUGCCUUCAAUGGGGACUUGUGCUUCCCGUGGCGCUCAGGAUGAUGUAAAUUUGUUUAGUAGAGAUGAUGACGAAAACUUUUCUGGGUAUAUUUGCCCUCGUGUGACCAAAAAGUCACCUAGGUCUGUGCCGCGUAUUGGGGACAGAAGAAUCAGGAAGAUAUUGGCUUCUAGACACUGGAAAGGAGGUUCAAGACAUUCAGAUGCGAAACCAUGGAGAAAUUAUUACUUGCACCAUCAGAGGAGCUAUCCUAUCAAGAGAAAGAGACACUUUGACCACAUUUCUGAUUCAAUCUCUGAAGAUUAUCGUAUGCGCAGUAAGAUGCAGAGAGGCAGCAGAACAGUUUCUUCGAUGAAAGGUCAAGGUGCGUCCUUUGUGUCAAGCGGCUCUCAUGUGAGAUUGCGGAUCAAGUCGUUCAGGGUACCUGAGCUUUUCGUAGAAAUUCCAGAAACUGCUACUGUUGGCUCCUUGAAGAGAAUGGUGAUGGAAGCAGUGAACAGUUUAUUGAGUGAUGGACACCGAGUUGGUCUGAUGGUUCAAGGAAAGAAAGUCCGAGAUGAUAGCAAAACCCUUCAUCAGACUGGGAUCUCUCAGGAGAACACCCACUUGAACUGUCUUGAUUUCAGCCUUGAACCAAGCUCAGACACGCCUCAACUGUUAACUAGUAACCCGUUGGGACAUAUCUGCGAGGAACUGCCUAUGUGCCAUACUUCUAGCAUGGACAAAGUGUUUAAAUCUGACCAUGACGCAGCACUGUUCCCAGCUGAGUCGUUUGGCAAGAAAACUGCGACAGAUGAUUCUAAAGUUCUGGUUCCUCUCGCGCUCAGUGAACUUUCUCCUCGACCGCCUUGUCAUAAAUCUAAAAGGAGUGAGCAGCGGCAGCAGCAGGCUGCACAACGCAGAAUUCGUCGACCUUUCUCAGUUGCUGAAGUAGAAGCACUUGUUCAAGCAGUUGAGAAACUCGGUACUGGAAGGUGGCGAGAUGUUAAGCUUCGUGCUUUCGAAGAUGCAGAUCACCGCACUUACGUUGAUCUCAAGGACAAAUGGAAAACGCUGGUCCACACGGCUAAGAUAUCUCCACAACAGAGGAGAGGAGAGCCAGUGCCUCAGGAACUUCUAAACCGGGUCUUGAACGCUCAUGGCUACUGGUCAGACCCAGUUCUGGGUAGAACCCCAUCAACAUCAACCAUUUGCUUGGGGCAGUAGAUUUUAAAAUUUUAAUUUAGGGACCAUUGGGUUAAGAUAGUUUGUAUGAUACUGUUAUUUGCUAGUGCGCAGCAUGACUCUGUUUCUCAUAUAUUUGCAUUGCUACUAAAGAUUGUUCUUGACCAAUUUAGGGAGAUGAUUUUUUUGUACAGUUUUUUUUUUUUGUACAACAUCUUUUGUUACAUUUUCAAUCUCUAUAUGUCUUUCA